This is a messenger RNA of Glarea lozoyensis ATCC 20868, 564 nucleotides long. RefSeq lists its product as uncharacterized. The transcript is spliced from 2 exons. NCBI's taxonomy places the organism in Eukaryota, Fungi, Ascomycota, Leotiomycetes, Helotiales, Helotiaceae. The coding region runs from base 1 to 564 and encodes 187 amino acids. The record is from RefSeq and is a predicted model, not a curated record.
AUGAAACUUUCACAAUUGUCCUUCGUUAUUGGGUUUACCUCAUUCGCUGUCGCGCAAAAUCAGACAGAGCUCGUCUCCCAGUUGCCAAAAUGUGCCUACGACUGUCUCUAUGAAGCGGGCCAGUCAUCGGGAUGCUUAGAUGCUACAAACUUCUCAUGUUUCUGUGGCUCAAACAAAGAAGCUAUUGUAAAAAGUGCUGUGCCCUGCAUAGGUAAAUCGUGUAAUACGGUGCAAGCCUUAGAUACACAGAGAAUUGCUGCUCAAAUCUGUCAGGCUGAGACGCCAUACAUAACAUCUGUUGUAUUAUCGAUAGCCAGUAGUUCAGCUGCGGCAGCAUCUUCCAUGGCUCGACUUUCUUCAUCUUCCACAUCGCAAAUGUCUGUCUCAACAACAUCAUCACUAUCGUCAACAGCAACAUCAUCAAGCACUCCUACUUCAGUAAACACCGGUGGUUCACAAACUACUACAUCAUCCGCAGCAGCUCAGACAAGUAACUCUGGUUCACGGCUAGACGCUGUUGGAAAAGUGGCUGGCAUUGCGAUUCUUGCUGCUUUGGCCAUAUGA